Molecule: messenger RNA, 1653 nt
Organism: Paramecium sonneborni
Lineage: Eukaryota; Ciliophora; Oligohymenophorea; Peniculida; Parameciidae
Source: the annotation of a GenBank genome assembly
AUGGGUAUUUGUCCAUCUAGAAAACCUGAACUUGAUCUUAUUGGAUUCUUAUGUCAAUAUUAAGAUGAAGGAUAAAAUAAAAAUAUUAAGCAAUUUAUGGUAAUUACAUAGAAUCCUUAGUAACUAAGAUAAUAAUAUACGAUUAACAAAAAUUACUUAAUAAAAAGAGGGAUAUUGAGUAUUGAUUAGUUGGCUAAUAAUUUAAAUGCUUAAAGAUAGAUAAUGUCUGAAGUUGAAGCUGAAUAAUUUUAAUUAGUCUAUAAUUAUAGAUAAAAAUAAAGUAAACAAUCAUUUUCUGAACUUCCAUAUGGAGAUAAUGGAUAUACAUUUCGAUUUGAAUAUUAAAAUAGAUUACAAUAAGGAAAAAAUGUUUUAGUGAUUGGAGAACAAAGAUCUGGAAAAUCAACUUUUAUUAAUGCAAUUGGAAAUUCACUUCUUAUUGAUUAUCCAGAUAAAUAUAGAUAUCAUAUUUCUGAAUAUGAUUUUAAUGGAAAUAUAUAAGAAUGUGAUUUAGAUUAUUAAAAUAUUUAAUUUAAAUUUUUAGAAGUACAAGGAUAUGGAUAAAAUGAAUAAGAGAAUUAUAAGAUUUUAUUAUAGACAUAUGAACAUCUUAAAAAUAAUAAUAUUUAAAUUCAUUGUAUAUUUAUUUGUAGAAGAUUUAGAAAUUAAGAUUUAAAUAAUUAAGAAAAACAAAUUAUUUUUCAUUUAGCUGAAUUAUUUGGAAGACAAUAUAUAAGAAAAUGUUUUUUAGUUAAUACUAGUUAUGAUUUAGGAAAUUAAAUUUAAGAUUAAUUAUAAAAAGGAUUAAAUAAAAUUAAUAAUAUUUAUGAUUAAAUGCCAAAUCCAAAAAUAUUAUUUAUAAAUUCAAUAACAACACCUUUUGAAGGAAAUGUAGGAAAUCAUAGAUUUGAAACUGUUAAAAAUGUUAGAGAUUCUAUGAAUUAAUUAAUUAAUAAUGAUAAUUAAACAAUUUAAAUUAUUAGUUAAGAUGCAUUUGAUUAAAGAAGAUAAAUUGAAAGAACAUAAAAUUAAAUUAAAAAUUAAAUUUAAAUACGUUUAAUGGAAUUAUUACCUUGUUUAGAAAAUUAUUUUUAAAUUGAAGAAGUUGAUGAAAAUGAUCAAUUAUUAUAUGCAAAUACGGUUUUUUGGAGUAUUUUAGAGAAUGGACAACGAAUUAAAGAAAAUAAAGAAUUAAAAUUUAUUUUAGAUGAAAUUAUUUUAUCUGAAAAUAAAAUUUCACAGAUUCAACCAGACGUAAGAUAAUAAUCAACAUAAUAAUUAAUAAAUUCUCAAACUAUUGAUUUUGAUAGAUAAUCAAGAAGAUUAUAAGAAAACAUUUAUUAAGAAAAAUAUAAAUAAUUGAGAAAUAACUUACGUCAAGAGAAAACUAAUAGAAUUUAAAAUAUUAUUACUUUAGCUGAAGAUUAUAUUGCAACAUAAAAUCAUUAUUUAGAAGAAACUUAUUGUCUUCAAUAAGAAACUAUUUAACUAUUAAUUGCCAGAUAUAUAAAGCAAAAUGAUCAAUUAAGAUUAUUUUUAUAAUAAGAUUAACUAUUUGAAUAAGAACAUUUAAGAACUGAAUUUGAACAAAUAAGAGAAAGACUUUUUUUACCAAAUACAAAUCUCUUAGCAACAGAAAUCCUUGGAAUAUGA